Molecule: messenger RNA, 1345 nt
Organism: Zychaea mexicana
Lineage: Eukaryota; Fungi; Mucoromycota; Mucoromycetes; Mucorales; Lichtheimiaceae
Product: F/Y-rich N-terminus-domain-containing protein
Exons: 6
Coding region: 90-1187 (365 amino acids)
Biological process (GO): regulation of cell cycle
Cellular component (GO): nucleus
Source: RefSeq, a predicted model, not a curated record
GGAGUAUAUAUGCAUUGCUAUCCAAGCGGAGCACUGCUGUUUUCUGGUUCUUUUUGUUCAGAGUCUUUUUUUUGCAAACAAAGCGGACAAUGACCAACGCAGUCAUUCGUGCUCUUUCUGCAUUCUUUCCGAAAUCCAUCAUGUCACCUGCAAGCAAAUCACAGGAUGCUCCACAAGAGGCUGAAACUUUGGCGAAAAUAGAGAAGAUGGAACAAGAAGUUCAGUUAUUACUUGAGCGAAAUCGCGAUUUGACAGAUCAAGUUGACAAAUCUUCAAAGACGAUUUCGCGUUUACGAAGACAGCGAAGUGCUCUACUUGAUUCGAUUGCAGAGCAGCAUAAUUCAAAAAAUCCAACGGCAAGCGAUGAAGACGACGAUGAUAGCAGCAUUUAUGACGAAAACGACGAUCUGGGAGAAUUGAGUCCUGCUUCACCGGAUGAAGAGUCAUCGUCUUCGGAAGAGUCCAGUAGCGAGGAAGAAACGUAUAUUGCCGUGGAUUCAAUGGGUCGUAAACGGAAGAGACCAAUCAAUACACAAGGCAUUAGCCGAAAAAGCCGAUAUCGCCUGGUGGCGGUUACAAAGGAUGAAGCCGGCGACUACAUUCUCCCUGUACAGCUUGGAACGAUUAGAUUAAUACAACUCGGACGAAUCAUCACCACACCAGCUGCAUAUCAUAAUAACAGAUACAUUUUUCCUGUGGGUUACAAGAUCGAGAGAGUUUACAAGAGUAUGGUUAAUCCGGACAAUCUAGUGACAUACACGUGUGAAAUUAAAGAAGGGCAAGGAGCACCCAAGUUCUGUAUAACGCCUGAAGACCAGCCAGACAACUGCAUUGAGAAGGAUAAUCCUACUGCUGCGUGGUCUACAGUCAUGAAGGAAGCAAACCGAGAAUCCCAAAGAACACAUUUUGCAGUUUCUGGCCCAGAGUACUUUGGCAUGUCGCAUCCUAAUAUUACCAAAAUGAUCCAAGAGUUGCCUGGUGCAAACGAAUGCUACAUGUAUCAGUGGCGUUUCUUUGAUGAUUAUGAAACUGUACCGGGAUCACCGGGGCCGUCGCGAGGUGGUGCAUCUGCGCGUGGCAGAAACAAGCGAUCCUCAAGUCCAUCGGAACGUGCAAUAGGAACACCGGGUCGACGUCGAGGAGGUGGGCCGAAAAGACAACGUGGUGGUGCCAAACGGGCGCUUUAAAUGUCGUCUCCAUUCUAUUAUACACACUCAAAAGAAAACGUGAACCAGUUACUCUUUCCCUUACUUUUAUACGCAAUAUCCUCCUCCUGAUCGCCAGCACAUGGUAGCAAUCGAAAAAGUAUACACUCAUAGCACCUAAUUCCACUUGACACAACCUG